Molecule: messenger RNA, 975 nt
Organism: Fusarium keratoplasticum
Lineage: Eukaryota; Fungi; Ascomycota; Sordariomycetes; Hypocreales; Nectriaceae
Exons: 1
Coding region: 1-975 (324 amino acids)
Molecular function (GO): methyltransferase activity
Source: RefSeq, a predicted model, not a curated record
AUGUCAGCAGCCGUCGAGGUUGAAGUUGACGACCAUGAGAACGAAUCGGGAUACGGCGAUGAGCUGUCAGUGGCGACCGCCUCCAUGGACAGCUAUAUGCUGAGGUACGAGCAGAAACACGGGCGAACCUACCACAGCUACCACGAAGGGUCAUACAACUACCCAAACGACGACCAGGAGCAAGAUCGCCUCGACUUGGUUCACCAUGCCUUCAGACUCGUGCUUCAGGAUAAGCUUUUUCUCGCGCCCAUAAACCUCGAUAGCUCUGAUCUUAGAGUCCUCGACAUUGGUACUGGCACCGGCCUAUGGGCCAUUGAAUUUGCAGACGAGAACCCUCAGGCAACUGUCGUCGGCGUUGAUCUCAGUCCUAUCCAACCAGGGUGGGUGCCACCGAAUGUUCAAUUCUACGUUGACGAUGUUGAGGAAGACUGGGACGAGCCUAAGCGUUACGACUACAUCCAUUGUCGCUACAUGGCCGGCGCCAUCGCGGACUGGCCGGCGCUCGUACGCCGACUUUACCAUCAUCUAAAUCCUGGUGGUUGGUUGGAGUUUCAAGAAACCAUCAACACGCUCUACUCGGACGACGAAACUCUCGAGCCGAACAAUGCCCUUGUGAGGCUGAUGGACCACCUCAAGGACGCCCACGAUGGGAUUGGCCGCACGUUGGACCCCGCCCUUGGGUUCAGAGACUGGGCAGGGGAGGCCGGCUUCCACAACAUUCAGGAGCAAAGGUUCAAGUUUCCUGUAGGCCCGUGGCCCAAGGACAGGAGAUUCAAAGAGAUCGGAGCCUGCUUGAGUAUAAACUUCACCAGCGGUGUUGAUGCCUUCACAGCGAAGCCUUUCAGAGAUCAUUUAGGUUGGUCACAGGAGGAGGUGGAGGUUCUGAAAGCGGAGGUGCGGAAAGCAGCUAAACGCAAGGAGGUUCAUGCCAUGUUCGAUUUUGUUGUUGUGACAGCGCAGAAGCCAGCUUCGUAG